This is a messenger RNA of Mytilus trossulus (common blue mussel), 1837 nucleotides long. RefSeq lists its product as uncharacterized. NCBI's taxonomy places the organism in Eukaryota, Metazoa, Mollusca, Bivalvia, Mytilida, Mytilidae. Gene Ontology annotation, molecular function: nucleic acid binding. Gene Ontology annotation, biological process: DNA integration. The record is from RefSeq and is a predicted model, not a curated record. Bases 639 to 1001 code for a protein of 120 amino acids. The transcript has 4 exons.
AAACAUUAUCAAAAAGAUUGUGACAUGUUAAUCACCCUGAAAUAAGUUAAGCUUUAGUAAUUAUGAAAAAGGGGCACGUUUUAGACAAUAAAUCAUUAUCAAUAGGGAUAGCGUCCCGCCGAAGGCAAAGCGAUUAUUUUAUAAAAAAAUAAUCGUCUAUUGUAUAAUAAUUUUAGGGAGGAGUAACUCAAAUUAAUUGUAAAUUGGGGAAUACAUUAUCUUUUGAUUGGACAAACAAAUUUAGGUUGAUCUUGGGGUGACCACGUGAAGAAAAGGUUUUAAGUGAUAAAUUUUGAUAAUAAAACUUCGCUUGGUGACUUGAUAUCAAGAAUAAAGAUAUAGCCUGAAUUUGUGUCCAUUAUAUUUAAGGUCCAGCGGCUAAAAGCCAAACUAUACCAAACCAGUUUGGUAAAGGUAGAAACCAGCUAGACAUUGACUUGACAAAGUUUCAACAGCUUCUACAACUUGGGUUUACUGUUAAACAGAUUGCUGAAGAUGGACUUCUUGGUGGUGUUAUACAUGUUAACACGCUGUAUCGAAAACUCAAAGAAAACAACAUACAGAUAAGAUCCUCCUACUCAGACAUGAGACAUGCCAUCAGACAUACAGUAUUAUAGUUUUAUAUACUGUAUAUACUUAUGAGAGGUGCUUUAGAGGUCCAAACCUAUUUAAAAACUAAAGGAGUAAAUGUUCAGCGUCAGAAAUGCAGAGACAUAUUAGGCAGAGUAGACUCACUUGGAACUGCUACAAGAUGGUCAUGUACUAUUCAAAGGCGUCAAUACAGUGUCCCCACUGCAAACUCAGUUUGGCAUGUUGACACUCAUCAUUCACACAUCAGAGGGGGCAUUAUUGCGCAUGGCGGUAUUGAUGGUCACUCAAGACUCAUUCCAUUCCUAAGGGCUUCAACUUUCAACACAUCAAAGGCUGCUGCAAACUUUUUUGUUCAGGGUGUGAAGAACUAUGGAGUACCCAGCAGAAUACGUGCUGACCAUGGUACAUAAUAUGCAGACACUGGACGGUUCAUGAUUUCAGUAAACGGUGAGGUAAGAGGAAGCUUCAUGACUGGGCCUUCUGUCCACAGUAUCCACAGAGGGGUCUUGCAGUAUGUUUUCGUACCACGUAUUGACUUUGCUUUAAGAGAGUGGAUGAAUACUCACAAUAACCAUAAGAUCAGAACUGAAGGUAACAAAACACCAAAUAUGAUGUGGUUCAAAUCACUUUUACUAGGGAAUCCAGAAAAGAACACCAGCAUCCGCAACAUAGAGAAUCCACCUGAUGAGCGUGUUGAUGAGGUUAUUCAAACUCUAAACCUUGAAUUGAAUGGGACAAUCUUCUUAAAACCAAGAGACAACUGCCCAUUAACAGAAGAUGAAUUCACGGAAUUAAGGAAUACCAUUGACAUAAAAAAUAUUCAGUAUCACAUGGACUAGACGUGUUUAGAGAUGUUAUGCUCCAUGUUAUGUCUAAACAAACUUAAACACUGUGCUUUUUCAUAUACAAUGUAUAACUGUUUAGUAAUAUUAAAAGUAUAAGCUUGUAUGCAAUAUUUGAUAUAGGAGUAAUCUCCUUCUUUUGUAUUGAAGCAUAUAUAUACUGAGAUCAGUGCAAAUGUAUAUUCUUUGUGCAAAUUGCAUGGUUUCUACAAGUUUUAAAAAACUUCUAUUAAAUUGGUGAGAUUAAAUUAUUUUUAAGCAAUGAUAUCAGUAUGUAUUCCUUGACAAGAUUUAACCCUUGCAUACCAGGAAUUAUAUGUUUUUCUGAACAGAAUAGGAAGUGUAUGAUCUAAGCUGUCAGUCUCUCUUAUUUGUGGUGAUACUGUAAUAAAUGUAUUCCUGUU